UCGGGCUGCGGGCCCCGCCGGAGGGCAGGAAAGGGCCAGCCCGCGGGGACAGGCGCGACUCUAGGAGGGCCCCGCCGAGAGGCCUGGGGAGGCGCUGCAGGCAGCGUAGCCUUCUCCAUCAUCCUGACCCAGGGAGGGAGAAGUGUCAGGAGGAAACUCCUCACUCUAAUCUGCCCCACCACACACCCACUGGCUCACCUCAUGCCUGAGCCCCGGGUGGGUGAGGGUGAAGAACCCACCCAGCCAAGAUGAAAUCUUCCCUGGGGGCUGCCGCCGCCACUGUCUUGCCCCAGAUCCUGGGGCCCUGCAGGUGGGAGACUGGUCCUGGAAGGAGCCCUGUGAGCCGGCUGCAGAGGUGAAGAGACUUAAGAAGACCCACCCCAUCCCAGAGACGGAAGCUCCUUGCCUUCACCCUUGUAGACUUGUUUAGGAGAGAAGGACCUGUUGGCAGGUGGCAGGAGACUGGACAGUAGUUUAACGUGGCACCUAUGCCCCCUUCCCUGGCAACGGCAGCAUCAUGAGCCAGUUUCAGGUGCCCUUGGCGGUCCAACCAGACCUGUCAGGACUUUAUGAUUUCCCGCAGGGCCAGGUGAUGGUAGGGGGCUUCCAGGGGCCUGGGCUCCCUAUGGCUGGGAGUGAGACCCAACUGCGAGGGGGUGGAGAUGGGCGAAAGAAAAGGAAACGGUGUGGGACCUGCGAUCCCUGCCAACGGCUGGAAAACUGUGGGUCUUGUACCAGCUGCACCAAUCGUCGCACACACCAGAUCUGCAAACUCCGCAAGUGUGAGGUGCUGAAGAAAAAAGCGGGGCUCCUUAAGGAGGUGGAAAUAAAUGCUCGUGAAGGAACGGGGCCCUGGGCACAAGGGGCGACUGUCAAGACAGGCUCAGAGCUCAGCCCAGUUGAUGGACCUGUUCCAGGUCAGAUGGACUCAGGGCCAGUGUACCAUGGAGAUUCAAGGCAGCUAAGCACCUCAGGGGCGCCGGUCAAUGGUGCUAGAGAACCUGCCGGACCCAGUCUUCUGGGAGCUGCGGGUCCUUGGCGGGUAGACCAGAAGCCCGACUGGGACGCUGCCUCAGGCCCUACUCACACUGCUCGCCUGGAAGAUGCCCACGAUCUGGUGGCCUUUUCGGCUGUGGCCGAAGCUGUGUCCUCUUAUGGGGCCCUUAGCACCCGGCUCUAUGAAACCUUCAACCGUGAGAUGAGUCGUGAGGCUGGGAGCAACGGCAGGGGCCCCCGGCCUGAGAGCUGCUCUGAGGGCAGUGAAGACCUGGACACGUUGCAGACAGCCCUGGCCCUGGCAAGACAUGGCAUGAAACCACCCAACUGCAACUGCGAUGGCCCAGAAUGCCCUGAUUACCUCGAGUGGCUGGAGGGCAAGAUCAAGUCUGUGGCCAUGGAGGGAGGGCAAGGCCGGCCCAGGCUCCCAGGCACUCUGCCUCCUAGUGAGGCUAGCCUCCCAGCCCCAAGCACCAGGCCACUCCUUAGCUCCGAGGUCCCCCAGGUACCUCCCCUGGAUGGCCUGCCUCUGUCCCAGAGCGCCCUGAGCAUUGCCAAGGAAAAAAACAUCAGCCUGCAGACAGCCAUCGCCAUCGAGGCCCUCACACAGCUCUCCUCGGCCCUCCCUCAGCCUUCUCAUUCCACCUCCCAGGCUUCUGGUCCACUCCCUGAGGCCUUGUCGCCUUCUGCCCCUUUCAGGUCUCCCCAGUCCUACCUCCGGGCCCCCUCGUGGCCUGUGGUUCCCCCAGAGGAACAUCCAUCCUUUGCUCCUGACAGCCCAGCCUUCCCUCCAGCAACUCCGAGAACCGAGUUUUCUGAAGCAUGGGGCACUGACACCCCUCCAGCGACACCGCGGAACUCCUGGCCUGUACCUCGCCCGAGUCCUGACCCUAUGGCUGAACUGGAGCAGCUAUUGGGCAGCGCCAGCGAUUACAUCCAGUCAGUAUUCAAGCGGCCCGAGGCCCUGCCCUCCAAGCCCAAGGUCAAGGUUGAGGCCCCUUCUUCCUCCCCUGCUCCAGCGCCAUCUCCUGUGUCCCAGAGGGAGGCUCCACUGCCGUCUCCAGAGCCUGACACCCAUCAGAAGGCCCAGACGGCACUUCAGCAACAUCUUCAUCACAAACGCAACCUAUUCUUGGAACAGGCCCAUGAUGCCACCUUCCCUGCUUCCACAGAGCCUCAGGCUCCUGGUUGGUGGGCCCCACCAGGUUCACCUGCCCCACGGCCUCCUGACAAACCACCCAAGGAAAAGAAAAAGAAGCCCCCUACCCCAGCUGGAGGUCCUGUGGGAGCAGAGAAAACCGCCCCUGGGAUCAAGACCAGUAUCCGAAAGCCCAUUCAGAUCAAGAAGUCCAGGUCCAGAGACAUGCAGCCCCUCUUCCUGCCUCUUAGGCAGAUUAUUCUAGAAGGGCUAAAACCCCAAACCUCAGAAGGACAGGCACCUCCACCUGCCCAGCCCCCUGUCCCGUCUCCUGCUUCCCAGGGUGCUGCCUCCCAGAGCUGUGCUACCCCUCUACCCCCAGAACCUUCUCUUGCGCUAUUUGCACCUAGUCCCUCCGGGGACAGCCUGCUGCCCCCUACUCAGGAAAUGAGAUCCCCCAGCCCCAUGGUAGCCCUGCAGUCAGGCUCCACUGGCGGCCCCCUUCCCCCUGCCGAUGACAAGCUGGAGGAGCUCAUCCGGCAAUUUGAGGCUGAAUUUGGGGAUAGCUUUGGGCUUCCCGGCCCGCCUUCGGUGCCCAUUCAAGAACCUGAAAACCAAUCAACAUGUCUCCCAGCUCCAGAGAGCCCUUUUGCCACCCGCUCCCCCAAGAAGAUCAAGAUUGAGUCUUCAGGGGCUGUGACCGUGCUCUCAACCACCUGCUUCCAGUCAGAAGAGGGAGGACAAGAAGCCACGCCCACCAAGGCAGAGAACCCACUCACACCCACCCUCAGUGGCUUCCUGGAGUCACCUCUUAAGUACCUAGACACACCUACUAAAAGCCUGCUGGACACGCCCGCCAAGAAGGCCCAGGCUGAGUUCCCCACCUGCGACUGUGUUGAACAAAUAGUGGAGAAAGACGAAGGCCCGUAUUACACUCACCUGGGAUCUGGCCCCACAGUGGCCUCUAUCCGGGAACUCAUGGAGGAGCGGUAUGGAGAAAAGGGAAAAGCUAUCCGGAUCGAGAAGGUCAUCUACACAGGCAAGGAGGGGAAGAGCUCUCGAGGCUGCCCCAUUGCCAAGUGGGUGAUCCGAAGACACACACUGGAGGAGAAGCUGCUGUGCCUGGUGCGGCAUCGGGCAGGCCACCAUUGUCAGAACGCCGUGAUUGUUAUCUUGAUCCUGGCCUGGGAGGGCAUCCCUCGAAGCCUUGGAGACACCCUCUACCAGGAGCUCACUGAUACCCUCCGGAAGUAUGGGAACCCUACCAGCCGGAGAUGUGGCCUCAAUGAUGACCGGACCUGUGCUUGCCAAGGCAAAGACCCCAACACCUGUGGUGCCUCCUUCUCCUUCGGCUGUUCCUGGAGCAUGUACUUCAAUGGCUGCAAAUAUGCUCGGAGCAAGACACCACGAAAGUUCCGCCUCACAGGAGACAAUCCGAAGGAGGAGGAGGUACUCCGGAAUAGCUUUCAGGACCUGGCCACUGAAGUUGCUCCCCUAUACAAGCGGCUUGCACCCCAGGCCUAUCAGAACCAGGUGACCAAUGAGGACGUGGCGAUCGACUGCCGCCUGGGGCUGAAGGAAGGGAGGCCUUUCUCAGGGGUCACAGCCUGCAUGGACUUCUGUGCCCACGCCCACAAGGACCAACAUAACCUCUACAAUGGGUGCACUGUGGUCUGCACCCUGACCAAGGAAGACAAUCGCUGUGUGGGCCAGGUCCCUGAGGAUGAGCAGCUGCACGUCCUGCCCCUGUACAAGAUGGCCAGCACGGACGAGUUUGGCAGUGAGGAGAACCAGAACGCCAAGGUCAGCAGCGGGGCCAUCCAGGUGCUCACGGCCUUCCCGAGAGAGGUCCGGCGGCUGCCUGAGCCCGCCAAGUCCUGCCGCCAACGGCAGCUGGAGGCCAGGAAGGCGGCGGCCGAGAAGAAGAAGCUGCAGAAGGAGAAACUGAGCACGCCAGAGAAGAUCAAGCAGGAGGCGCUGGAGCUGGCUGGUGUCACCGCUGACCCAGGCCUGUCUCUGAAGGGUGCAUUGUCCCAGCAAAGCCUGAAACCCUCCCUCAAGGUAGAGCCUCAGAACCACUUUAGCUCCUUCAAAUACAGCGGGAACGCAGUGGUGGAGAGCUACUCGGUCCUGGGCAGCUGCCGGCCCUCCGACCCGUACAGCAUGAGCAGUGCGUACUCCUUCCACUCGCGCUACGCACAGCCGGGCCUAGCCUCCGUCAACGGCUUCCACUCCAAGUACGCACUUCCCUCCUUCGGUUACUACGGCUUUCCGUCUAGCAACCCCGUCUUCCCCUCCCAGUUCCUGGGCCCCAGUGCCUGGGGACACGGGGGCAGUGGAGGCAGUUUUGAGAAGAAGCCAGACCUCCAUGCUCUACACAACAGCCUGAACCCGGCCUACGGUGGUGCUGAGUUUGCCGAGCUGCCAGGCCAGGCUGUUUCCACAGACAACCACCACCCAGUCCCUCACCACCAGCAGCCUGCUUACCCAGGCCCCAAGGAAUAUCUGCUACCCAAGGUCCCCCAGCUCCACCCAGCAUCCAGGGACCCCUCCCCCUUUGCUCAGAGCUCCAGUUGCUAUAACAGAUCCAUCAAGCAAGAGCCAGUAGACCCUCUGACCCAGGCUGAGUCUCUACCCAGAGACUCUGGUAAAAUGAGUAGAACACCCUUGCCCGAAGCAUCUCAGAAUGGGGGACCCAGUCACCUAUGGGGACAGUACUCAGGAGGCCCAAGCAUGUCCCCGAAGAGGACUAACAGUGUAGGUGGCAACUGGGGAGUGUUCCCUCCAGGGGAAAGCCCCACCAUUGUUCCCGACAAGCUCAAUCCUUUUGGGGCCAGCUGUCUCGCUCCUUCACACUUCCCAGAAAGCCAGUGGGGACUGUUCGCGGGUGACGGUCAGCAGUCGGCCCCCCAUCCCGGAGGACGACUUCGAGGCAAGCCAUGGAGCCCCUGCAAGUUUGGAAAUGGCACCUCGGCCUUGACUGGUCCCAGCCUGACUGAGAAGCCGUGGGGGAUGGGAACAGGGGAUUUCAACUCUGCCCUGAAAGGUGGUCCUGGGUUCCAAGACAAACUGUGGAAUCCUGUGAAGGUGGAGGAGGGCAGGAUUCCCACGCCAGGGGCCACCCAGCUGGACAAAGCCUGGCAGGCCUUCGGUGUGCCCCUGAGCGCCAACGAGAAGCUGUUUGGGGCCCUGAAGUCAGAGGAGAAGCUGUGGGAUCCCUUCAGCCUGGAGGAGGGGACCGCUGAGGAGCCCUCCAGCAAGGGGGUGGUGAAGGAAGAGAAGAGUGGACCCGGGGUGGAGGAGGACGAGGAGGAGCUGUGGUCGGACAGUGAGCACAACUUCCUGGAUGAGAACAUAGGCGGUGUGGCCGUGGCCCCUGCCCACUGCUCCAUCCUCAUCGAGUGUGCCCGGCGGGAGCUGCACGCCACCACACCACUCAAAAAACCCAACCGCUGCCACCCCACCCGCAUCUCGCUGGUCUUCUACCAGCACAAGAACCUCAACCAGCCCAACCACGGGCUGGCGCUUUGGGAGGCCAAGAUGAAGCAGCUGGCGGAACGGGCGCGGCAGCGGCAGGAGGAGGCCGCCCGCCUGGGCCUGGGCCAGCAGGGAGCCAGGCUCUACGGGAAGAAGCGGAAAUGGGGGGGCGCCAUGGUGGCUGAGCCCCAGCACAAAGAGAAGAAGGGGGCUGUCCCUACCCGGCAGGCGCUGGCCAUGCCCACAGACUCGGCGGUCACCGUGUCCUCUUACGCCUACACAAAGGUCACUGGUCCCUACAGCCGCUGGAUCUAGGUGCCAGGAGCCAGCGUACCUCAGCGUCGGGCCCGGCCCGAGCUGCUCUGUGGUGCUUUUGCCCUCAUGCCCGGGGGCGGGUUGGGGGUGCAGAAGUCUCUCUAUAUCUACAUAUAUGGAUAUGCUUAUCAUAUAUAUGUAUUUAUGGUCCAAACCUCAGAACUGACCCGCCCUCCCCCCUCUACUUCCCCAGCACUUUGAAGAAACUACGGCUGUCGGGUGAUUUUUUUUUUUUGAUCUUAAUAUUUAUAACUCCACGUUUUAUUUUUCCCCUUGUUUUGAGGGGCUUUUAUUUUCCUUUUGUUUUUAAAACUUUAUCCUUGUAUAUCACAAUAAUGGAAAGAAAGUUUAUAGUGUCCUUUCACAAAGGAGCGUAGUUUUAAAUUCCAUUUAAAAUAUGUAUUUAUUGGAUUUUUUUUAAAAAGCGACAAUAGUAAUGGGUUACAGGUAGGCAGGAAAGGCCAGCAGUGCUUCCUGCCUGGCGAGCCCAGCCUCCUGGGAGCUGCAGGUUCUCCAGCCAUCUGCCCCCACCAGCCAAGGUUAGCAUGUAGCCCUGGUCUGUCCCUCCUUCCCACAGGCUAAGGAGCCUUGGGACCACCCCGUUUUUCUCUGUGGAAUGGGGGGAGCUGCAGACAUCUGGGGGCCUGGCCUGGAGAUGCUGGUGUUAGAUGUCCCCAGAAACCAGGUUGGAAGUAGACAGCUUCAAGCUUGCUAGUCUCCACACUGAAUCCUCUCUGUCCGUUAUUUAUCAAGUCAUAUGAUGUCCUGGUUCGCUAGGCAGCACCUCAAGCUGGAGCAGGAGUCCAGAGGCUCCUAGGAGCCCUUCUCGUCCCGCCGCCGAUAAACCGGUGAGUACUGGGCAGAAGGAAGCUUGGUGGCAAUUUUCUUUAAAAUCGCCCCAAAGUUUGUCGAUACUGAAAAAGGGCUACUGUAUCUUUAGAAACAAGAAGUUGAACCCAAGCUGUGAAGAGCCAGUGUGCUGUGCGGUGCUCUGCGGGUGCUCUGUGGGUGCUCUGCGGUGCUCCGCGGGUGCUCCGCGGUGCUGUGGUGCUGGAGCCUGGUGCUGUAGUAUUGUGCUGGGACUUUUCUGACUCUCAGGGCAGGUGGCAUCCUGCCAGAGCUCAGCAAGCCAGUGUGAUGGCGGCCACGCCUCGUCCUUCUUCCUGGAUCUUCACAAGGGACAAUGGUGCAGUCCUCCCGGCCCUCCUCGCAGGGUGCGGCCUACACUUCAUUUAAAGUGCAAGGGUCAGGCGUUUUCAACAGGUUGCUAUGCCCUCCCUCCUUCGAGGGGCCAGUUCUCCAUUGGAUCUCUUCUCUCCUCCCUCUCCCUUCUCCACCUCCCCUGUAACUCGCCCACUCUAAAACCCUGGUGCGUUCAUUCAGCUCUUUGAAAGUGAGACCGUUGGUGCUUUAAUUUCUGUGACAUUGAGAGGUCGGGCCUGGCAGGUGGGGGUGACGCGUGUCUGCAGCAGGUCAGUCCUCGCCGAGCAUUUGUUUUCAGAAGCUGUUAGCCGUGUUGUCAGGCUGCUCUUGUGUGCGGACGUGUGUGGUGAGUUGGGGGGCUUCAUCAGGACACACAGAGUGCCAGCCGGGGCCUGAACGGUGGUUAUCAGGUGCUUGUAGCCAGGUUUGGUCUUCGUAAACCGAGUAAACCGAGCGUAGCGAUCCCUUGACGAUGCUGAUGGCGGGUCCGAGUUCCCAAGCUUUGCGGUGCCUUGUGCCAGAGCAGAUUGCCGAGCGGCCGGGUGUUGACGAGAGCCCUUCGGAAGCGCUGGCAGAGAGUGGCUGAAAGGUGUCCUGAGCAUUUUUGUGGUCUGGUUUUAACUGUAAAUAGUGAAAGUUUUUUUAAGCACUUUUGCCUAGAUUUAAACAGCAACUUGAAAAGAAUAAAAAGUACAUUUUAACAUGUAAUUGUGGGAGAAACUGUAAAUAGUAGCUGAAUAUUUAAUGUGCUUUGUCAAUCCACCUUUACCAUAUUCUGUAAAGUUGCAAUUAUUUUACAGGACAAAAAAAAAUGAAAUUAUUAUUGCUUUUGAAAUAAAUACCCAAGAGCUUAUCAGGACUUAGAAUUAUUCAGAAUUCAGAUUUAUAGGAAAGCCUCUGACCCUCUGUUUGACAAGCUAAAGAGUCAGAGUCUUUAAGGCGCAUGCUAAUUUUCUAGUUUUGAGGGAGAGCUGGGUCCUUUAAAUGCUAUUUUGCUUAAUCGCAUCAGUACUUUUACGCAGGUCUCAUCUGACUCCGUGCUUAGGUAGAUGCGGGGGUGCCUUGAAAAACUUCAUUUUAAAUAAUCUUAAAUAUGAUAUUUUACAAAGCAUUUGGAGAAUGUGACCGUGUAUACGGCUCAUGGAAGCCCCAGGUUGGCUGUUGGCUUGCAAGGUCCUGAGUGUGGCCCUGGUGAUUCUGUGGCCGGCAGUGUGUGGGUCUCUCUGACGCGUAUUCAGUAUGCUCCAACCCUCCUCACCCUUUGGUAGCAAAGCCAUCAGACGAAUGGAGAGAGCAGGACAAGCUAAAGAACAUGUGAUGCCCAUCCCCCAAGCCUGCCCAGCCUUUGUUCAUACCUUCUAGGCCAGGAGACAGGCUGCCCUGAGGUGAGGUGAGGUGAGGCAGGAGGCCUUCCACCAUGGCCCUUCAGGUUCUAGCGAGCGCUGUUUCAGGGCUCAGUGCUAUGCCUGUGCUUGAGUCCGUGCUGAUUUUCACACACUACAUGUAUAACCUACCUCAAAUCUGUCACUGAAAUGAGCAUGCUUUAGACGUGUGUUUAAGACGUAACUAUGCACAGUUCUAUAUCCCCCAUCCCUUGCUGCUGAAGGCUUCUUAAAGAGAAAAAUCAAAAUUUUUAUUUUUACUGGCACUAUCAUUUUUUAAGUCCUGAAGAUGAUUGACAAGACAUUUUUAUCAUGAGAUGAAAAAAAUAAAAAAUAAAGCCAUUGCAACUCAAGAACCUGACGGCAUGAGCGAGUUUUUAGAGUACUGUUAUAGCCAGGGAGAUGGCUUCGGAGUCUGCCCCCAGUGUGCCCGCCCGCCCGUCCGUCUGUCCGUCCGUCUCCACAGUCCACACCAGUGCAAGCAUUUGGUGCCCACCCCAGCUUUUGUUCUCCUGUGUUUUUGUCGCCCCUGCCUGCUGUGUGCAAGAGGACUUUUGAAGUUCUGGCCCGAGAGAUUUUCUUUUAGAAUGAGUCAUUUGGCAGCAGGAUCUCACAAAAUAACUGGUGCUAGCAGGAGAGACCACCUGUCCGGAGCUCUACCGAGGGUGUCAUGUGGAUUGGGGGGUGCAGUUUGGAGUCUGGUUUCAGUGGGGACUGAGCAGCCCAGCCCUCCAGGGGGCUGCUUUGCCUUUUGCUGUGGUGGCCCUGUUACAGGGAAGGGAGUCUGCCUUCUCUGCCCCGCCCCCCUGCUUAAAGAAACAGUAGCUUGCAGAGCUAGGGUUGUGAGUGCCCAGUGGCAAGAAGGUCAGAAGUCCAGGGCUUUGUUGCGCCAUAGCUAAUGGCAGUGGGUGUGUGAGCGUGGCUGACAGUAGCUGAAAACCCAAUGUCACAGAGUGAGGACACUUGACUGCUUCAGAGGUCAAAGCAAGGCCAAGCUGGUGGGAAACCGAUGUAUCCCUGAUGUGCCUCAACCAAUCUCUUUCCUUUUGUUACUGAAGUGUGUUUUCUGGACUUGGAAGCAUUUUUAUGAAUUGAAAUAGUCUAAUAAAUGGUGCUAUGGUGUUUCAAUGUGACUGUCCCUGAUCUUGUCUCCCUGAGGUGCUAUCAACGUUUGAAACCACAAACAACCAAAAAAACAAGGUGGGCUCCGUCUCUCGGCUUUUCUUUUCUCCUUCGGUGCUGUCUUCGUGGGCCUGUUUACCGUGCCGUGUCUGCCCUGAGCAGGGUGCUGGGUCUGGUGUUUCGUUGUUCACCUUGGUGGCCAAAGCUGGGCUCACGGAGAAGGCAGCUUGCCCGUGCAAGGACAGCAGUGGCCCGCUCGUGGGUUUGUCUCUCUUCUUAGGCCAGAUUAGAAAGGGGGUGGUGGCAUUGAGAAGGAGAGGCAGGGCCCCUGCCUCUUCUUGUACAUCAGGUAUUCUCUCGUGUCCCAGGGUGCUAACCCCAGAGAGGACAGGCUGUGGUCCAGGGGCAGCGCCUUUUCCUGGCCCUGGCAGGGACAGCAUGGGCAAGACUGGGUUCUUGCUGCUCAUUGGUAGCUCCUGGUGCUCAGACUAAUAGGCAGGUGCUUUUUUUGUCCCUCAAUGCCACCAAGGCCGCUUUUAGUUGGUGCUAAACUUCUCCCUGUGUCCACAUAAGCUGACGCAAGACUGAAGAGCGCGGCAGGAAGCCCCAUGUCCAUCAUCCACUGUCACAGGUUUUUUUUUUUUAAAUACCUCAAAACAGGACAUUGUGACAACUUAGGUUCCAUGAGGGUCUGAUACUCACAGGCUGUCGAUGGGAUGACGUCCUUGACCUUGACACACAUCUGGGGUCAUUCUCUCUGUUCAUUCUUAAGCAGAAAACUGGCAGAGUGCCUAAGGGAAGGAGCGUGGUUGGAUGUUUUCCAUUCUCUUAAGUUUUGCUUUUGAAUAAAAUGUGAAUCUCCUCUGUCCAUCUCAUCAAGCUUUCUGUCACCAUUGCUGUCAUUUGAAAACCUACGACACCUGGUUUACCUGCUGUCCUACCAGGCCAACUUCACCACAUACCCUGGACCAAAUAACACAUUGGAGGUGCAUACGCCAACCCAGGCUCACAGCCCACUCCUACCCAUCUGUGCAUAGAUGAUUCUGGGAGCACCGCCUUCCUGAGAGGGCAAAGCAAUAGGCUUCCCACCCGAGGGGAGACCUCGGCAUGGAAGCCGGGUUCUGGGCUUCGGGCCUGAGGAUGAGUGAGCUGUGCGGCCUGCCCCUUGUCUGCUUCUAGUCUGAUAUCAGGGAUGCUUUCUGUAGGGUGUCUGUCAACCGUGUUCUUCUCGCUCCACCGGCCCGUCAUCCAGGGAGCCCUCACUCUUCAUUUGGGGACAGAUACUCAUUGGCUCAUCUGGACAUCCCAAAUUUUCUUGAUUCCAAUGUAGAUUGUUUUUUUUUUUUUUU
This is a messenger RNA of Apodemus sylvaticus (European woodmouse), 10982 nucleotides long. RefSeq names its product tet methylcytosine dioxygenase 3 (gene Tet3). Lineage: Eukaryota; Metazoa; Chordata; Mammalia; Rodentia; Muridae. Gene Ontology annotation, biological process: oxidative demethylation; positive regulation of transcription by RNA polymerase II. The transcript has 12 exons. Gene Ontology annotation, cellular component: nucleus. The record is from RefSeq and is a predicted model, not a curated record. Bases 518 to 5926 code for a protein of 1802 amino acids. Gene Ontology annotation, molecular function: DNA 5-methylcytosine dioxygenase activity; DNA binding; zinc ion binding.